UCUCAGUUCCUCCGGCUUCAAACACAGCUCUGCAUCACCCAGCUCCAUUUGGCUUCUUUAGAACUAAAUCACUUUUGACACACUGACAGGAAAAUAUUAUCCGUUUUUACGAACCACCCAUUCAAUUAACUUUUUAUUUUUUGCAGGUUUUUUUUCUUUUCUCGUUCUUUUUUUUGCCUGUCAGUUGCAUGUGGAUUCAAAACUAUCCGAAAAAGAGCCUGAAGACCACCAGCAUUAAAAAAAAAAACCUCUCUGAGUCAAAACACUUCUCCUGCUGCAAUCAGGCCGGGAUGCGGGUGGUCCUGAUUGUACACUGAUCUCAAAAUAGUUGAAUCAUCACCGGCAUCCUUUCUUUUGUCUCGGUAGCAUCCCUGUCUCUCCACUCAUAUUGUUUGUGGGAUGUAAAGACCCGCUGAAGUACUUUGGCUUGUUUUGGCAUUUUUUUCCCUCUCCAUAAAGGAAUUACGCUGUUUCGCCGGGAGGAGAGAUUAUGGCAAGAUUUUUGUUGAACAUAAGUCUCGUUUUGGUUUUGUUCGGAUUAUUUUUGCUCUCUUUUCCAUCUUCAAGAGCCGAGCCGGGGCUGCUGGAUGAAGAGGAGGAGGAGAGCUCCUGCCAGGGUGCUUUUGACCUGUACUUCGUGCUUGAUAAAUCUGGCAGUGUGAAGGAUCACUGGAAUGAAAUCUAUGAGUUUGUGAAGAACUUAGCAGAAAAAUUUAAAAGUCCUAUGCUGAGGAUGUCUUUCAUAACAUUUUCCUCAAGAGCGUCCAUCAUUUUGAAACUGACGGAAAACAGAGUCGACAUCACGAAGGGUUUGAACGCACUGAACAGAGAGGUUCCCGGUGGAGAUACCUUCAUGCACCUCGGAUUACAGCUUGCAAAUCAGCAGAUAAAGAAAGAGAACUUUGGUACUGCCAGUGUGAUUAUUGCUCUGACUGAUGGAGAGCUACAUGAGCAUCAGCUUAGAGAUGCACAACAUCAGGCGAAUGAAGCCAGAUCUCUGGGAGCUAUUGUGUACUGUGUUGGUGUCAAAGACUUCAACGAGACACAGCUGGCCACCAUUGCAGACACCAUUGAACAUGUGUUUCCUGUGUUGGGAGGCUUCCACGCCCUGCGGGGUGUCAUUGAUUCGAUCAUCAAGAAAUCCUGCAUUGAAAUUUUGGCAGCUGAGCCUUCCAGUGUUUGUGCAGGAGAGUCUUUUCAAGUGGUGGUUAAAGGGAAUGGGUUUCUCCAUGCAAGAAACAUUGACCAGGUGCUCUGCAGCUUCAAAAUCAAUGACACCAUCACCAUCAAUGAAAAGCCAGCUGAUGUAGAAGACACAUUCUUAUUGUGUCCAGCUCCUGUUAUCGAUGAAGUUGGAAAGGUGAUUUAUCUCCAAGUGAGCAUGAACGACGGUCUGUCCUUCAUCAGCAGCAACGUUCACAUCACCACCACAGAGUGUUUCGAUGGCAUCAUUCUCCUGAUCACCUUGCUGGCAUUGUUCCUCCUCCUUGCUCUGCUCUUCCUGUGGUGGUUCUGGCCGCUCUGCUGCACUGUGGUGAUCAAAGAGCCUCCUCCUCCACCUCCUCCUGAGCCUGAGUCAGAUGACGACGACGACGGUCUUCCCAAAAAGAAGUGGCCCACUGUGGAUGCCUCAUAUUAUGGAGGAAGAGGAAUUGGGGGAAUCAAGAGGAUGGAGGUGCGCUGGGGAGGGAAGGGUUCAACUGAGGAGGGGGCUAAGCUGGAAAAGCCAAAGAACGCUGUGGUGAAAAUGCCAGAGCAGGAGUACGAACCCUAUGAGCCAAAACCUAAGAAACCUCAGAACAAGAAGCCACCUCAGAGCCGGAAGUGGUACACGCCCAUCCGGGGGAAACUGGACGCCAUCUGGGCUCUGUUCCGCCGUGGGUAUGACCAGGUCUCUCUAAUGAGACCCCAGCCCGGUGAUCAUGGUCGAUGCAUAAACUUCACAAGAGUGAAAGAGGAGUCAGCGGCAGCCAAGGCCCCACCUCGUACCCCUAUCCACACCCCUUCGCCACCACCACCAGACUACCGCCCCAUAACUCGCACCACUCCACCAUCUACCACUGCCACCAGCCCCCCUGCCAGAUCUCCACCAUCAGGCCAGGUGCCCCCAGGACCACCGCCAUCACGCACUCCCCCAGGGCUUCCCUGUCCACCGCCAUCGCGUCCUCCCCCAAGCCUUCGACCCUAAAUCACACAGACAAACUCCUCCCACCUUACCAAUGCACCUGCUUUGAUAUCACAUUGAUAUUACCGUCCUGUUGACUAGUUCUUUCACUUUGAAGGUUGUGGUCCUCACUGCCAAAGUACUCCUACUAUAAGCCAAAGAUCAGCAGUAUAUUGAAUGCCAGUUGUUCUGUGUGCCACAUCUGGUAUGGGAUAGCAUAUCAAGUGAAACUGUUAGCUGACAAUUAAGCCAUUUUAAUACAGGAUAUCUAACUGAGCUCUGUAUGUAGUUUUUUAUGUGGCAAUUUAAGAUUGAACCUCCAAAAAAAUAAAAUAUAGUCACAUGAAAAAGUUUUCACAGGCCUCUGUGCAGUUCUGUGAAAAACAAAGUGCAACCCAGAAUUGUAGAACCACCAUUAGCAGCAAUAACAUGAAAAGAUGGAUGGAUGGAUAUUUAUGGCAUUGCUUAAGUUCACUUGACUCAGUGACUACAAGCUGUCCAGGUCCUUUAACUACAAAACAAGUUGAAAUCAUCACCCCUCCACCACAGUGCUUGACAGUUGGUAUUAGGAAG
Molecule: messenger RNA, 2737 nt
Organism: Pundamilia nyererei
Lineage: Eukaryota; Metazoa; Chordata; Actinopteri; Cichliformes; Cichlidae
Gene: antxr1c
Product: ANTXR cell adhesion molecule 1c
Exons: 18
Coding region: 491-2188 (565 amino acids)
Cellular component (GO): cell surface; plasma membrane
Molecular function (GO): transmembrane signaling receptor activity
Source: RefSeq, a predicted model, not a curated record